AUGUCAACCAAGGAGGAGGUUGGGGAGAGUCAUGCACUUGUUGCAUGUAAUGGGAGUGCAUCUAGAAUCAGUGAAACUGGGCUUCAACUUUAUCCAGUUUCUGAGUAUGACUCUGGCGAAGGUUUACCAUAUGCUCCUGUAGAUUGGCCAAAUGCUGGUGAUAAGUGGGGCUGGCGGGCAGGGAAACGAGCUACAUCUUCAGGCACCUUUAAAGAUAGAUAUCUGUAUCUUCCGAAGCGUCUUCAGGUUCGGAAAGAUGGAAAGAAUAAUGCUUUUCGAAAUAGGAUUUCGGUUAAAAAGUAUCUCCAGUCUGAGCAUCCUAGUAUGGAUAUCAACCAAUUCUUUGCUUCAUUCAGUUGGAUGAUUCCUUCGAAACAGUCACCGAGCUCAAAAGAUAUUGAUUUUGACUCGGAGAUGAAAGAGAAGACUACAUCUUCAGGGAAGAAAAUGGAGCCUUUACCGUCUGAUUCCCCUCUUGGAGCUAUUACUUGUAAGGCUGGUAACAGAGUCUGUAGCAGUUUAGCAGCAGAAAAUCCUUUUCCAGAGACCAUGUUUUGUGAUGUCUGUUGCAGUGAGCCGGGUUUUUGCCGAGAUUGUUGCUGUAUUCUUUGUUGUAAACCUAUCAGUUCGGACUAUGAGGGCUACAGUUACAUUCGAUGUGAAGCACCAGUAGGUGAUGGAUACAUAUGUGGACAUGUUUCCCAUCUAGAUUGUGCUCUACGAGCUUACAUGGCUGGGACAGUCGGAGGAUGCAUCAGUUUGGAUGCAGAGUAUUUCUGUCGAUACUGUGAUUCAAGGACGGAUUUGGUUUCACAUGCUUCGAAGCUUUUAAACAUCUGCACAUAUGUUGCUUCUCGUGCUGACAUCGAAAAGAUUUUGAAUGUUGGCAUUUGUAUUUUGCGUGGCUCACAAAAAAGGAAUGGAAAAGAGUUGUUGCAUCGUAUCGAAUCAAUCAAGGCAAAGCUUACGAAAGGAGUUUGCAUUGAAGAUGUAUUCAAAAAGGAAAGCUGUGUGGAUAGCACUGCUAAAUCUGGUACAUUUAUUGCAAGUUCAAAAUUUCAGCCAGAAGCAUAAGACACUAGAUGAUUUAUUUCAAUCUACCUAAACGUUAGUCACAAAGUUACCUUAUGCUGAUGGGAGGUAGAAGUACUUUGUGGAACGUGGAAGCUAGUCCGGACACCAUCUUCAUGAAAAAUGAUUUGGUUCAUUGCUAUGUGCCACUGAUUGUAACCUUGGCGUCCAAAUAUUUUGUUUAGCUUGCUAUUGGAGCAAAAGAAUAGCAUAACUAAGACUGUACAAGUAGAACCCUAUAUCAGUUGCAUUUUUGUUUUUCCUAUUUGCUCCACUUCCGGUCAGGGAUAUAACUGGAAAACAGAACAAGUAAUAAAGUACUGUCUCAUUCGACCGUACCCGUACAUUUAUACAGUAUCACCAUGUGCACAAACAGAAAGAGCCCCAGUCUUGUUCAUUAUUUGAAUGAGCUAUAUACCUUCUUGUUUAAGUAAACAUACACAUGUAUAUAUCAUCAUUUAAUUUGUGUUGUUCUUUUUUUCUUUUUGCAUGUGUACUAUUUUGGACAACUUCGGGUAUAAUGUGAAGUUAGUCUUGACAAAAUCUAACUUCAGACACAAUAUUUACAGUUUCAUAUGAUUCAAGCUCAGGUAUACAUUGAAAUUUAGUCAUUUUGGUUCAAUUUUAGCUGUUUUUGUAACUUCAUGUAGUUGAAGUUCAAGCUAAAAUGGCUGAAUCAUAUGAAAAUGACUAAACUUCGGUGAUAGAUGACUUAUGAAGUGUAGGAGAAAAUAAUUAAAAUUCUAACC
Messenger RNA from Solanum dulcamara, 1820 nucleotides. RefSeq lists its product as uncharacterized. The record is from RefSeq and is a predicted model, not a curated record. The coding region runs from base 1 to 1074 and encodes 357 amino acids. The transcript is spliced from 4 exons. NCBI's taxonomy places the organism in Eukaryota, Viridiplantae, Streptophyta, Magnoliopsida, Solanales, Solanaceae.